AUAACCGUAUCCAUCACGGAAAUGCUUCAACGUUAUCUGUACGCGAUGCGUUUGUUGUAAGAAUAUCCGUCCGGACACACCUUGCAUCGGUUGCAUCACCUGCACGAUUAUGUAGAUGUCGUACGCUUAUCGCGUCACAACGACCUAUGCACACCACCGUAGAGAUACUAGAAACCAGAUACCGAUCAUAGUAUUGGCGAACUGCUUCAGCGGCACCGACGUGUUAGUACGUCGUCGAACGUCGCGAUCCGUUCGGUUGAUUGGGCGACGUAUCGUCCCUGUGAGUACACCGACGGUUUUUCCCGGAACCAGUGAGCUGCGCGAAUGCCCAUGCCAACCGUCUGGGAAUCGUUCUACGACUAGGACGUUUCGAGUGGCGCGAGUGCACUCGAUCGAGAGUCGUUCUCCAACACGUCAAAACGCCCCGUCUGGAUCAAGGACAAAUCAUGAGGAACAAAAAAGACCUUCAUCUUGCGACAUGCAUGGAAGAGUUGCAGAUCAAGACCAAAGUGCCUGAUAAGUUAAAGAAUUUGAAAUUGCAUGUAUUAAAUCAAAAAGCCAAAAUCAUAUUUGAUGCGGCUAUGGAGGCAAACAAUGAAAAUGAUGAAGAAACUGUGUAUAUUUAUCUAAUGAAGUAUUGUGAAAUAGUUCAAAUCAUGAAAAAUAAUUUUAUAGACGAUACAGACUACAUAGUUAAAAUGAAUAGUAGUAGUUUAAGAAAAUCAAUGCAAAUGUUGAGCCAUGUUAAAAUGAGUUUGGAAAAUAGGUAUAAAGAAAAAAGAGAACAAGAAGAUAAUAAUCCAAAAAUAUAUUCAAAGCAAAAUGGCUCACAUUCAAAUGAGAAAAAAAAACUUUUUGAGUUUGAAAGUACAAUAACUAAUGAAAACCUAUUAUUUCUACUGAAUAAUACAAACAGAGAAAAGAUUUGUUUACUUGAUACAAGACCAGCAGAUAUUUUUCAUAAAUUCAAAAUUAUUGCCUGUGAUGUAAUAAAUAUACCAAAAGAAAACUUAGUUCCUGGAUUAACAGCUGAAAUGUUAACGAAAACUAUAAAAGAACCAUUUAGAGAAAAAUGGAUGAUGAGACAUAAAUAUGAUUAUAUUGUAAUACUAGAUCAAGGAACAGAAGAUAUAGAGGAUGAUCCAAAAUUGAUUAAUCUUAGAAAUGCAUUACUUAAAUGGGAUAUAACACGAAAUAAUAGCAAAAAAGUAAAGUUUCUCAAAGGUGGUUAUGAAGAUUUUAAUCAUGUAUGUCCAUGGGAAACUACUCAACAUCAAACAAUAAAAUCAAAUAUGGAUGUUGAACCUCUUUCAGUUACUGAAUUAGAUCCAGAACCUGAAUAUGAGGAACCUGAAAACAAACAAGUUCAAUAUCCAUCUUUGGAUGGUUUACAUAAUAUGACCAAAUACAGACUAAAACCAACUGUUAAUAAUGAUUUACCAGAUAAUAAAUCUAAGUUAAAUCAUAUUAAUAAUUAUUCUAGUGAAGAAGAACUAGAUACUCAAGAAUUAGCGCAAAUUGAACCACCAAUGUUUGACAGAUCUACUAAACCACAUGACAAAAUUAAUCAAUUUACUAAGCCUGAAAUUAUCAAACCUUUAUAUAAAAUAAAUGAUGAAUUAGAUGAUGAAAAUAAUGAAUUACCAUAUCAUAUCGAAGAAGUAGAAAAUAGAAGAUUAUCAUUAGAAAAUAAUAUUUUAGAAGAUAAUGAUUCUUACACUCCUGAAUAUAUAAAUCAGACAAGAAAUUCACAUUCAAUUCCUCUUAUAGAUCGUUCUACUAAACCAUUAGAUGAUUUAUUAAUUGUUUCAAGAACGGAGAUUACGAGUGGAGAUGGAUUACGGGGCUUACUAAAUUUAGGAAAUACAUGUUACAUGAAUUCAAUUCUUCAAUGCUUGAGUAGCACUGAAGAUCUUGUUAAAUACUUCAUAAAUAUUUAUAGUAAAUCCAUCAAUUAUAAAAGUAUAACAAAAGGCUUAGUUGCCAAAGAAUUUAGUAAUGUCAUUAAAAAUUUAUGGUUACAAUCUGACAGGAGUUUUCAGUGUCAGAAAUUUAAGGAUACAAUUGGAGAUUUCAAAGAAAUGUUUAAACAUUAUGAUCAACAAGAUUCACAUGAAUUUUUAACAAUUCUUUUAGAUUGGCUUCAUGAUGAUUUAAAUCAACCUGAAGACAAUAGAAUUAUUUUAGGAGCUUCAAAGGAAACAGGUGAAGAAGAUUGGGGACAUUGGACUAAGGCAAAUAAUUCUAUCAUUCAACAACUUUUUUAUGGCCAGCAAAAAUCAACAGUAUCUUGUGAUACAUGUUCUGAAAAAUCAGUAACUUUUGAACCAUUUUCAAGUCUCAGUCUACCAUUACCAUCAGAGGGGAAAAAAUGUACACUUUCCGAUUGUCUACAGUUAUACUUGAAUGGUGAAUCAAUAUGUGGUUGGCAUUGUCCUAAAUGUAAACGUACUAGAGAUGCUACCAAAAAAUUAGAUAUUAUGAGAUUGCCACCAUAUUUAAUUAUACAUCUAAAAAGAUUUUCAAGCAAUGGUUAUAAAAAAAAUUCAGAUGUUGAAUUUCCUAAAACUGACCUAGAUAUGUCAAACUUCAUAAAUGGUAUAGAACACAGAAAUCGGAAGUAUUAUUUAUAUGGUGUAUCAAACCAUUCUGGAUCUCUCGAUGGUGGACAUUACACUGCUAAUUGUCUUAAAAAAUCAAAAAACAAAUGGUAUAAAUUUGAUGAUGUUCGGGUGUAUGGAAUUGAUCCUUCAAUGAUUUGUUCUUCUGAAGCAUACAUUUUAUUUUACUGUCGAAAACAUUAAUUAUUAAAAAUUAAAAAUGGUUUACGUAAA
This is a messenger RNA of Sipha flava (yellow sugarcane aphid), 2834 nucleotides long. RefSeq names its product ubiquitin carboxyl-terminal hydrolase 8-like. The record is from RefSeq and is a predicted model, not a curated record. NCBI's taxonomy places the organism in Eukaryota, Metazoa, Arthropoda, Insecta, Hemiptera, Aphididae. Gene Ontology annotation, molecular function: cysteine-type deubiquitinase activity. Gene Ontology annotation, biological process: protein deubiquitination. The transcript is spliced from 15 exons. Bases 447 to 2804 code for a protein of 785 amino acids.